Messenger RNA from Stereum hirsutum FP-91666 SS1, 1089 nucleotides. RefSeq lists its product as uncharacterized. The annotation marks the transcript as partial. The transcript is spliced from 3 exons. The record is from RefSeq and is a predicted model, not a curated record. NCBI's taxonomy places the organism in Eukaryota, Fungi, Basidiomycota, Agaricomycetes, Russulales, Stereaceae.
UGCUCGACAAGGCCACACAAUCUCACGGUCUGAAUCACGAGAUCUGGCGUUCUUCAGCUGGUCGUCGUACGAUUGACGACCGCCUGGAGAAAGCAUGUUCGUGCGAGGAAAUGCCAGGUAUCGAAAUUAGGAAAGCUCGACGCUCAGCUGCAGAGAAUGGAAGCGAUAAUGCUGUAUUUGCAUACCUGCGUUAGUGCACGGGUGCAACGAGACUUCAGCGAGGCAAAUCUUCUGUUCCUCAAUUGACGUCGACAAACGUUAUGCCACUAGACGACCACCGUGAACCCCAAAAGCAGCGAUGUCGACGGAUCAUACUAAAGAGAACAUCGUGGAUGAUCCCAUGACGAAAGGGCUAAGUGCGCGAAGAAACUUGAAUAGUGCCAAUGACUGGAAGCACUACAGUGCGAUAAGUUUACUCUCCCGUUCUUGAAUGUCUUGGUGGCGGAGAUUUGGCGCUGUGGACUAGACCAUGAAAACCGAAUUUGAUUGGGCCAAGGAGAGAUCUCAAGACUUCGGGCAUAGUAGGUAUCCCCGGGAGACUGCGGUGACGAUCCCCUUCGAGGACGAUGGCAUACAUCAGGUCGAAGGGCGACGGUGCUCUAAUGCCACAGCUGUGGGGAAUUGGAUGAGUGGGGUAUGGGGCCAAGAAGAGCAGCUGUGCCUCGACAAGAUAUUAACUUAACGUUCAUCUCAGUUCGGCGUCAAAGCGUCAAGGCUGGCAAGCGGAACUGAACAAGACUUUCGUAGAGCAGAGAAUGCCCGGUGGAGGAGCGUAGACACUCGGAAUACCUACACCUCCGAAUGAAGCUCCUUUCCGUGAACAGCCGUAGGAUAUCAAUAAAUACGCAGGACGCAACAGGCCACUGCGGGAUUUCAGAGCGUAUACUCUGGAGGAGGCCAUGCUCGGGGAAGAUACCUGCUUUAGGUCGAAAUGGUCGCAGUGCAAUGGUGCAGGAUGGAGUAUGCGUGGUUUCAUCGCCUUAGUAAUCUAGAGAAAGAACAUGGAUACGAAUAGGCUGGGCAGAGGGUCCAGAAGCAACGAAAUCUCAAGCAUAAUGAACCUAACAAAAGGCAGAAAACGAGCGAGUG